Molecule: messenger RNA, 645 nt
Organism: Fraxinus pennsylvanica
Lineage: Eukaryota; Viridiplantae; Streptophyta; Magnoliopsida; Lamiales; Oleaceae
Source: the annotation of a GenBank genome assembly
AUGAGCUGCAAUGGCUGCAGAGUGUUGAGAAGAGGAUGCAGUGAACAAUGCAUCUUAAGGCCAUGUUUGGAUUGGAUCCAAACCCCUCAAGCCCAAGCAAAUGCCACCCUUUUUGUUUCCAAGUUCUUUGGCCGCAGCGAUCUCAUGGCCUUCAUUUCUUCCGUCCCAGAAAGCAAAAGAUCAGUUUUGUUUCAAUCAUUGCUGUUUGAGGCGUGUGGACGGACGGUGAAUCCUAUUAAUGGAGCGGUGGGGCUUUUAUCCACCGGCAACUGGCACUUCUGCCAGGCGGCGGUGGAGAAAGUGCUCGCCGGUGGAACUCUCCGCCCGAUUCCCACUGGAGUUCUGCCGCCAAACUCAGCUGAAGCAUCUGCGGUAUUUGGCACUGGCGCAUGGUGGAUUAGCAAUAAAAACCAAAUUUCAAAGCCCAACCGCUUCAUGCAUGGACCGAGCAGUCUCGUCAUCAGUGAAGCUCCGCCACCGGAACUCAGGAUUAGCCCCGGUACCUGGAAUAACUUCCCGAUGAUGGAGAAGUCGGCAUCGCUUGGUUCCGGACUAUCGGAAUUAUCGCCGGGGUUUGAAGGGGAUGAAGAUGGGAUUAAAGGAGUUGGUAGCAAAGUGCCAAAGCUUCUCAACCUUUUCGCAUAA